GUGAAAAGGGCUCUUAAUUCCAAAAAAAAAGUAUUGAUAAAAAAAAUCUGCUCUACUCCAAUAGAGAGUGUCAAAAACAGCAGCAAAUCAACUACGUGAUAGGGCUGCAGAAGAGCAAGAGUGCUGUAAUGUAAGCAUUGGUCAUGAAGUCCCAGGAACAACAAAUAACCCUAUAGACUACCUUCAAAAGCUCGCAAAAUUGGCUCAAGAAUCAGGCAACAGAUUUGGAGAAGCACAGGCAUAUAGCAACCUUGGCAUGGCUUAUUACCGUCUCGGGCAUUUUGAAAAAGCCAUUCCCUGCUUUCAGCGUCAUGUAAUUAUUGCUAAUAGAUUGGGAGACAGGAUUCGAGAAGGUAAUGCCUGUGGGAAUCUUGGCAGUGCCCUUUACAAACUUGGGGAUUUUAAAACAGCCAUAAAAUACAAUGAGCUCCAUCUUGAAAUUUCCAAAGAACUGGGGGACAGAGCCAGAGAAGGACACGCGUGUGGUGAUAUUGGGGUCGCUUAUUGCGGUCUCAAAGAUUUUGAAACGGCCGUAGUUUAUCUUGAACUCCAACUGACAAUUGCCAAGGAAGUGGGAAAUAGAGCUGAAGAAGAACGUGCGUGCCGCAAUCUUGGCCAAAGUUACAACAUUCUCGGAGAUUUUAGAAAGGCCAUAAACUUCAACGAACUCGGCUUAAAAAUUGCGAAAGAACUGGGAGACAGGAUAGGAGAAGAAAACAUCUAUGGCAAUCUUGGCAUCGUUUACAGCAAUCUCGGAGAUUUCACAAAAGCCAAGGACGCAUGCGAACAGCAUCUGAAAAUUGCAAAAGAAGUAGGGGACAGAAUAGGAGAGGGGAACGCCUAUGGUAAUCUGGGACAUGUUUAUAGCAGUCUCGGAGAUUGCAGAAAAGCCAAAGACGUUUUCGAGAAGCAACUGAAAAUUGCAAAAGAAGAAGGCGACAAGACAGGAGAAGGAAACGCCUAUAGCAGUCUUGGCAACAUUUAUUUCACUCAAGGAUAUUUUAUAAAGGCCGUAGACUACUAUGAACGCCACCUUCAAAUUUCAAAAGAAUUGGAAGACAAACUUGGAGAGGGAAAUUGCUAUGGAAAUCUUGGCCUGGUUUAUCAUGAUAUGGGAGAUUUUAAAACAGCAAUAGACUAUUUGAAACUCCAUCUUAACAUUUCCAGAGAACUACGAAACUUGAGUGGAGAAGGAAGAGCAUAUGGUAACCUUGGCAACUCGUAUCACAUGCUCUCGGAUUUCGAAAACGCCAUAGAUUCCCUUGAACUGAGUCUAAAAAUUGCCAAACAAAUAGGAGCAAAGCCUGGAGAAGCAAGUUCUUAUGGCAAUCUUGGCGUCGUUUAUCACAAACUCGGGGAUUUCGAAAAAGCCAUAGAGUAUUAUGAACUCCAACUCAAAAUUGCCAAAGAUGUAGGAGACAGGACUUCAGAAGCAAAUGGGUAUGGCAGUAUUGGCCAAGCUCACUGCUGUCUCGGAAAUUUCCAAAACGCCAUCUACUAUCACGAAUUAGGUCUUGAAAUUGCCAAAAAUGUUGAAGACAGACAGGGUGAGGCAGAAAUGCUUUAUGGCCUUGGAUCUGCCUUUGAAGCACAGGGCAUUUUAUCCCAGGCAGUUGAUUACUAUCAGUCAAGUGUGAAAAAAUUAAAUGAUAUUAGGGCUGAUCUUCAGCUAAAAGAUGACUGGAAAAUUAGUUUCCGUCAGUUUAGCGAAACUGUGUACGCAAGUUUAUGGUGUACAUUGUUAAAACAAGGCAAGGUUGUCGACAGCCUCGCCGCUGCUGAGCAAGGACGAGCACAAGCCUUGAAAGAUCUGAUGAAGGCAAAGUACAGUAUCCAGCCACCGUACGUUGAAUCAGAUACAAUGGAAGAAGAGAUCAGCUCCACGUCGAGAUGUAUGCCACCAAAUACAAUUUUCAUAGCACUUGGCAAACAAGAAAUCGUCUUCUGGGUGAGCCAGGAAGGAAACGAUGUCAAGUUGAGAAGGAAGGAGAUCGUUGAGAAAUCUUCGGUGGAUGAUGUGACGACAUUUUUGCAGUCCUUGGCACAAGAGACUCGGAAAGAAAUUGAUGUGCGGGCUGAUGUGAAGUGCGAAGAUCGCUCACUAGAGUUGAGAGACGAAACGCCCACAAAUGACACAUCAGAUGAACAAGCAGGAUCCCCAUCGUUGCAUCUUAACCAAACGUCCUUAAAGAAAUUUUACGAUCUGAUCAUUAGUCCUAUUGCGGACUUAAUUCGUGGUAACGAACUUACACUUGUUCCCGAAGGUCCACUGUGUUUGGUUCCGUACGCGGCAUUCAUGGAUACUAAUUCCAAGUACUUGAGUGAAUCUUUCAGAAUCCGAAUGAUUCCAUCCCUGCUUAGUUUGAAACUGAUCACAGAUUGUCCAGUUGAUUACCACUGCAAGACUGGGGCUCUGCUUGUCGGAGAUCCGUGGGUACAAGAAGUUAAAUAUCAGAGAAGAAAGCUUCGCCAGUUACCGUUCGCCAAAAAGGAAGUAGAGAUGAUCGGACGAAUACUCGACAUCGAGCCUCUCACUGGAACCGAGGCGACAAAGGAUGCAGUGUUACAACGAAUCUCCUCGGUGGCCUUAGUACACAUUGCAGCUCAUGGUCGCAUAGAGACCGGCGAAAUAGCCUUGGCACCAAGUCCUACACGGGCAACCGGGCGUCCAAAGGAGAAAGACUAUCUUUUGACAAUGGAAGAUGUUCUGAAUGCUAGGCUGCAAGCAAGACUGGUUGUACUGAGUUGCUGUCAUAGUGGCCGUGGAGAGAUUAAAGCUGAGGGUGUGGUUGGUAUCGCACGCGCGUUUUUGGGAGCCGGUGCUCGUUCUGUUCUGGUGUCAUUAUGGGCGAUUGAUGACGCAGCCACUCUGGAGUUCAUGAAGAGCUUCUACCAACACUUGGUCGAAGGGAAAAGUGCCAGUGAAGCUAUGAACCGAGCCAUGAAGUCUAUGAGAGAAUCUGAAGAGUUCAGUGGAGUGAAAUACUGGGCCCCGUUCGUACUUAUCGGUGAUGACGUCACAUUGGAAUUUGGAGCAACCAAUCGGUUAUCUUGA
This is a messenger RNA of Orbicella faveolata, 3055 nucleotides long. RefSeq lists its product as uncharacterized. The record is from RefSeq and is a predicted model, not a curated record. Gene Ontology annotation, molecular function: protein binding. Lineage: Eukaryota; Metazoa; Cnidaria; Anthozoa; Scleractinia; Merulinidae.